Limanda limanda (common dab) is the source of this 3902-nucleotide messenger RNA. RefSeq names its product tweety family member 3a (gene ttyh3a). Gene Ontology annotation, molecular function: intracellularly calcium-gated chloride channel activity; volume-sensitive chloride channel activity. NCBI's taxonomy places the organism in Eukaryota, Metazoa, Chordata, Actinopteri, Pleuronectiformes, Pleuronectidae. Bases 322 to 1896 code for a protein of 524 amino acids. Gene Ontology annotation, cellular component: plasma membrane. The record is from RefSeq and is a predicted model, not a curated record. The transcript has 15 exons.
GCUGCUCUCCGAUCUGGAUGAAGGUUUAACUCGGAGCUGCGGACGUGGACCGGGACCGCACCACUCGAACUGAGGGAUUACCGGCUAACAAACAAAGAAACUCCAAACAGGAUGUAAACGUAAACAAACCUCGGAGAGAGCUGCAGAAUGUCCAGAGGAACAAAAGAGACUUCUGCUUCUACGAGCCGCGGCGGACACCACUAACCAGCGGCUACACCGGCUAACGCUAGCGGAGUGAAUGCUAACUACACCCUGACAGACUUUAUGAGGUGGACUCCCCUUCAUCCUUUGCUUGUGAAGUCUCACUGACACUCCCUCGUCAUGGCCGCAGUGGUCAGCUACUCUCCGCCAUGGUGGGUGAAACUGCUCCACAGGCUUCCACAUUUCAACCUCAGGUUCGAGCAAACCAGCGGCGACUUCCAACCGGAGGACUGGACAUAUCAACAGUCCAUCCUGUUAUUGGGAGGUGUGGCGCUCGCCUGUCUGGCCCUGGACCUCCUGUUCCUGCUCUUCUACUCCAUCUGGCUGUGCUGCCGGCGAAACAGAAAUGUUGAGCAGCCCAAGGCCGACUGCUGCUGCACGGCCUGGUGUGUUAUCAUCGCAACACUUGUCUGCAGCGCUGGCAUUGCUGUCGGUUUCUAUGGGAACGGCGAGACUUGUGAUGGAGUGAAUCGGGUGACGUAUUCCCUGCGCCAUGCUAACCGCACAAUCGUUGGAGUGCAGACGCUGGUACAUGACAGUACAUCCUCAUUGAACCAAACCGUAGACGACAACCUGCAGCAGCUUGAGGGCCAGUAUGCGGGGCACGCGGACUACCUGUCCAUCGUCCAAAAGCUGCAAGGCCAGCUGGACGAGCUGGUGAAACAGAUGGUGGAGAUUCCCUUCUGGGACAACAGUAACAUCUCCCUGGAGGAGCUCGCCGUCAACAUUGAGCUGUAUGAUUGGUACAGGUGGCUGGGCUACAUAAGCCUGCUACUGUUCGACGUCCUCAUCUGCCUCCUGGUGCUGUUUGGCCUCAUUCGCAACUCCAAGGGAACGCUUAUUGGGGUUUGCUUGUUUGGCGUAGUGGCUCUGGUUAUCAGCUGGGCCUCCUUGGGGAUAGAAUUAGCCGUCUCUGCGACCUCGAGUGACUUCUGUGUUGCUCCUGACACGUAUGUCACAAAAGUGGCCGACCAGUACGGAGUCGUCAAUAAAGAAAUCCUGCAGUACUAUCUUAUUUGCAAUCUGGAAAAGACCAAUCCAUUCCAGCAGAAGCUUUCAGGCGGUCACAAAGCAUUAGUGGAGAUGCAGGACGACGUGUCCGAGCUGCUGCGCUCUGCCACCGGGGAAUACAAGCAAACUAAGGAAAGUUUGGACGAGAUUCAGGGGAUACUGAACACCACGGAGAUCAGCCUGCAUCAACUCACUGCACUGGUGGACUGUCGCAGCCUGCACAUGGACUAUGUCCAGGCCAUGACAGGUCUGUGUUACGAUGGACUGGAAGGCCUCAUCUACCUCGUGCUCUUCUCCUUCGUCACUGCUCUCAUGUUCAGCUCGAUUGUUUGCAGCGUGCCUCACACCUGGCGGACCAAGAGGAGCGAGGACGACAUUGAGGAUGAGACUCUGAGCCACGGAGGAAGGCAGAACCAUGAUAACCUGUACCGGGUCCACAUGCCCAGCCUGUACAGCUGUGGCAGCAGCUAUGGCAGUGAGACCUCCAUCCCUGCGGCCGCCCACACCGUCAGCAACGCACCUGUGACAGAGUACAUGGCUCAGAACGCCAGCUUCCAGAACUCUCGCUGUGAAAACACCCCUCUGAUUGGACGAGAGUCUCCUCCCCCCACGUACACCUCCAGCAUGCGGGCUAAGUACCUGGCUAACAGCCGACCGGAGCCGACCGACCCCCCAGCGCCCUAGACCACACUGGACUCUCUGCACUGGCGUCAGUCAGGGUUUUUCUUUCUUUUUUUUUACUCAGCCGCUCCACCUCCUGUUUUUCCUCCACCAUUAACUCUCCUACUCGACUUGAAACGGAAAACCAAAUGUGCUUUUGCUGAUUGGUUGAAGUGAAAAGUGACGGACGUGACAUCAAAGCUCAUCUCUCCAGUUUCCACAAUCCUUCUGGGAUAUCAUCCUGAUUUGACGGAGCCUGGACUGACGUUUACACUCCUUUUCUUUUUCCUUUACAUUAUGACAUUGUACAGCGUCACAAUCUAACAAGGCUUUGCCGUGUUGAGGACUCUGGAAGUGCUCACUGACUAACACUGAUUACUAUUAGUUGUUUUGGUAAAGUACUGUACCCCCUCCUCCCCCCCUCAGUCUGAGAGGGAGGAAAAUGCCUUACACGUAAUUACGGGAGGAAUCGUCUGAUUUUCUUCCCACCUGAGGAGUAGAUAUCGUUUCUUGCAUUAUUACACAUUCAACAAAAUAUCGAACUAGCGUAGUUAGAAUCAUUUCACAGCGCAACAUCAUGGUUGCUCAGGUUUCGUGGAUCUUAAAAUGCAAAUCUGACAUUUGCAUUAUUUUCUUGUUUAUAUGGUAUGUGCACACGGGCUUGUUUUUGGCGUUCUGUUUUAACUCUGACGUCCGGGACCAGUUUUUCCUGCAGAAUUGCACGUCGAACACGAAACAAGUCAUUUUGUCUUCUCGGGACACUGUUAUUUCCUGUGGCUUUUAAACAAUAUCCAUUUCUAAGCCACUUUUCCAAAGCAGUGACAACACUGUAACUCGUGAAGCUGUGAACUUUGACGCUCUCAGAGGAUUUGAUAAGUACAAAGAUGAAAUGAGUUUUUAUACUACUGGAAGCAGAUUUUCUUUCUUUUCUCUAUUUACCGACGAUGGUGAAGCGCUGGAAUAUAAAGGAGUGUGUGAUGUCUUUCUUCAAUACUGCUCCUGACUUCUUAAGAUCAUUUUGCGGUGCGCCCUCUUCACCAGACUGCUUGUCAUUCUCAAAAGUUGUUAAGCUUAAUUUCCGUCGACAUGGCUGGGAAGUACAAUCACACAUUCUGGAGUCUGUAGAGGAAGCCACUCAAUGAUCGUCCCGUCAUUAAGUCUUAAUGCACAUUUUGGGGAAAGUCUGCAUAUUCCAGCUUCUCCAGAAGAGGAACUCAUGUGCAUUGUCAAUCCAGUGUCUCACAAAUGUGUUUUAGCAUUUAAACGAACAGUAGAGAAACGAAGUGGAUGCUGUGAAGGAAUCGCCACGACUCCGCUCUCUCAUAUAAACUGGAAGCUGUUCCUGUUGAAGCAUGACGAUCCUUUACCCGUGGAACCAGAUGUUUGUACCUCCGAUGCUUCAACUCGCUUUUCUCUUCAAUGUGCUUUUGUAUUUUUUUGAGAUUGUGCCAACAAAGGAAGCACAACUCUGAACAUCUUUAUUUUUAAAUGUCUUUACCUUAGGCCUGUUUUUAACGAUGACAGCUCCAACGAGGAAAACGAGCCUGACUUUUUUUUCUCAUUACAUUUAUGCUCUGUAAGACUUUUACUACACUGAUGCAAUCCCUGUGUUUUUCGUAGUGGUCAUAUUCUAUUUGUUGUUUGUUACGCAAAGCUGUUGUACAGGUCGUGGACAUUUACAAAAUGAAGAAAAACAAAAAAAGUACUGAAAUGGACUUUUCUUUUUAAUUUCUUAAAAAAGCUUAUUUUACAUUUUUUUUAAUGUUUCUAUUUGAUUUGCUCGUAGAUGUUUUUUAUUUCAUUUUAGAAUCUGUAGCAAGCACAAAGUGUUGCUUCAUUAAUGUGAAUAAGGUAAAUAGGUUUAAACAAAAUUUAUUUAGUUUUAUUUCUAUUCAUCACUAGGGAUGUAAUCAGUUUUUAUUUUUUAUUUUGUAAAUCUUGUUUGCUGCCUCUUUAAUGUGUACAUGUAAAACCUGUGGUGAUUCUGAGCUUGAAUGCUGUGUUUUAAAAUUAAACAAACCUUAACUGUC